Molecule: messenger RNA, 405 nt
Organism: Strongylus vulgaris
Lineage: Eukaryota; Metazoa; Nematoda; Chromadorea; Rhabditida; Strongylidae
Source: the annotation of a GenBank genome assembly
AUGGACUUCGUCUACCAGCGGGCACGGCAACUGGCUACAAAUCUACCUAUGGGUGAAACGAGGCUCACGGGAUUUCAGAUUACAGCGGAAGAGCUUCGAGGAUCUCCGCUUGCUCCUAACCUUUUACCAUUGUUAAUGAAUUUCCGCCUUUUUGGAAUUCCUCUGGAGUUUGUGAAUCUGGUCAUCGCCCUGGUCGCCUAUGCCUGUGCCUAUCCGGCAGUAUUCUGGCGGGUAUCAAAACCGUUCAGCUUGAUCUUCUCAUUUCACAUGGUGAUUCAUUGUGCUGCUGUGAUCUGGGGAUACUUGGGUUUCAGUGUCUUAUUCCGAGUACAGGAGACCAAUUACAAUAGUUUGCGGCCUGUUGGAUUAGGUAAUGAAAAACCAUCAAGAAGAGAAAAAGACUAA